GCCUCGCGAUCAACGAGUAGAGAAAAAAUAUGUCGCGUGUAUCUUCUUCCAUUGGUCAAUAAAUACCAAUGCAAUGUUUACUACACAAAUCAUUACUUCAGUCUCACUCUCAGAUAAUAUUCGUAAGAGGUUGAUCAAACGAAAGCAAAAGAGAUGGCCCAAAAGGUUGAAGCACAAGGAGGAAAUGGCGGUAACCAAUGGGAUGAUGGAUCCGAAUACGACGCUGUGACCAAGAUUCAAGUCGCAGCAGGCGGGAACGGAAUUGAAUAUGUUAAGUUCACAUACGUCAAGAACGGACAAACCGAAGAAGCCCCUCUACGCGGUGUCAAGGGCCGUAGUUUCGAAGCAGAUCCGUUUGUGAUAAACCAUCCGGAGGAGCACUUAGUUUCUGUAGAAGGUCGGUAUAACCCUGAAGGACUUAUUCUAGGGCUAACGUUCAAAUCCAACAAGAAGACUUCUGAUCUCAUUGGAUAUGAAGAUGGUACACCGUUCACUCUCCAAGUUCAAGACAAGAAGAUCGUUGGAUUUUAUGGCUUCGCUGGAAACAAUCUCCAUUCUCUUGGAGCGUACUUUGCUCCGUUGACUAAUGUAACCCCCUUGAAUGCCAAAAAGCUAGAAGCAAAGGGUGGUGACACGGGAGAUAUAUGGGAUGAUGGUGUUUACGAUAAUGUUAGAAAGGUAUAUGUAGGGCAAGCCCAAUAUGGUAUAGCCUUCGUCAAGUUUGAGUAUGUCAAUGGUUCUCAAGUGGUUGUUGGAGAUGAACAUGGAAAGAAGACAGAGCUAGGAGUUGAAGAGUUUGAGAUUGAUGCGGAUGACUACAUCGUAUACGUGGAAGGAUACCGUGAGAAAGUUAAUGGUAUGACCUCAGAGAUGAUCACUUUUCUUUCAUUCAAGACUUAUAAAGGCAAAACCUCUCAGCCUAUCGAACAAAGACCUGGUAUUAAGUUUGUGCUACAAGGUGGAAAAAUUGUUGGGUUUCACGGACGUUCGACCGACGUUCUAGACUCCCUCGGGGCUUAUAUUUCAUUGUCGCCCACUCCAAACUUGCAUGGAAAGUGGACAAAGGUGGAUGAAAAUGGAGAUGGUCCAGGGCUAAGAUGCUCGCAUGACAUAGCACAGGUAGGAAACAAGAUUUACUCUUUUGGUGGUGAGUUCACACCAAAUCAGCCCAUCGACAAACACCUUUACGUCUUUGACAUCGAGAGCCGGACUUGGUCCAUUUCUCCAGCCACGGGAGACAUUCCAACCCUCUCUUGCCUAGGUGUCUGUAUGGUGUCAAUAGGAUCGACCCUCUAUGUCUUUGGAGGCCGAGACGCUUCACGUCAAUACAACGGUUUCUACUCGUUUGACACGACCACAAACGAGUGGAAACUGCUAACUCCGGUCGAAGAAGGACCCACUCCUCGUAGUUUCCACUCAAUGGCAGCCGAUGAGGAAAACGUUUACGUUUUCGGUGGAGUGAGUGCUACGGCACGACUCAAUACACUAGACUCUUACAACAUCGUUGAUAAGAAGUGGUUUCAUUGUUCGACUCCAGGAGAUUCCCUUACCGCAAGAGGAGGAGCAGGGCUCGAAGUGGUGCAAGGGAAGGUAUGGGUUGUGUAUGGGUUUAACGGAUGUGAAGUAGAUGAUGUUCAUUACUACGAUCCUGUUCAAGACAAGUGGACACAAGUGGAAACAUUCGGUGUGAGGCCUUCCGAAAGAAGUGUAUUCGCUAGUGCGGCUCUUGGGAAACACAUUGUGAUUUUUGGAGGUGAAAUUGCGAUGGACCCGCUAGCUCACGUGGGUCCAGGUCAAUUGACCGAUGGAACUUUUGCAUUGGACACAGAGACGUUGCAAUGGGAGAGGCUGGAUAAGUUUGGUGGAGAGGAAGAGACUCCGAGUAGCAGAGGAUGGACCGCGUCCACAACUGCGACCAUUGGUGGCAAGAAAGGACUUGUGAUGCAUGGUGGUAAAGCUCCAACCAAUGACCGGUUUGAUGAUCUCUUCUUUUACGGAAUUGACUCUGCCUAAUUAAGGCAGAUUUGGUGAUGAACGUUUGUGAUGCAAUAAGGGAAGGGUCUUGAUACCACCAUAUUAUCAUUCGUCAGCUUGUCCAUUUUGUUGAUGUUUUUUUUUUCCUAAACGUUUUCUAUAUGUUUAAUUGUUUUAUGUUUCGUGGUUUAUCCAAUAAAUUGUUUAUUUUCUUAAAAUAAAUCCCCAGAUAAAAAAAUGCGAACUAGAAGGGAGAGUCAUAGCUUAAUAUUAAAUAAAUAACGAUGGAUGUGUUGUAUACGCGUUUACAACUAAUCCCAUGCAGGAUUCAUAUUGUAAUUGUUUAACUAGUCUAGUGGUCAAAGUCAUCUUCCCACAUGGAGAGGUGCAGAGUUCGAAACUUUGAAUCUCCAACCUCCUUUUCAUUGUUCUUCAAUU
This is a messenger RNA of Arabidopsis thaliana (thale cress), 2412 nucleotides long. RefSeq names its product nitrile specifier protein 4 (gene NSP4). The record is from RefSeq and is marked reviewed. Gene Ontology annotation, biological process: glucosinolate catabolic process; seed germination; nitrile biosynthetic process. NCBI's taxonomy places the organism in Eukaryota, Viridiplantae, Streptophyta, Magnoliopsida, Brassicales, Brassicaceae. The transcript has 5 exons. The coding region runs from base 154 to 2013 and encodes 619 amino acids. Gene Ontology annotation, molecular function: carbohydrate binding.